Molecule: messenger RNA, 1211 nt
Organism: Osmerus eperlanus (European smelt)
Lineage: Eukaryota; Metazoa; Chordata; Actinopteri; Osmeriformes; Osmeridae
Gene: rnf181
Product: ring finger protein 181
Exons: 6
Coding region: 183-662 (159 amino acids)
Biological process (GO): protein ubiquitination
Cellular component (GO): cytoplasm
Molecular function (GO): ubiquitin protein ligase activity
Source: RefSeq, a predicted model, not a curated record
GCCGCUUGUUUACGCACUGUACAGCGUGAAUUGUAAUUGGUCCGAAGUAUGGGACGUCUCGUAUGAUUUGGCAUCGUCAUACCCGGUAGAAUGAUGGAGAACUAGCCAGCUAACUAUAUGCUAACGUUAUGUUGAAACAGAUAAGCAAUUCAAAAUUUACCCAUUUCUGAAAACAAGUGAGGAUGGCUUCGUACUUUGAGGAACACGACUGUGAACCAACGAAUCCUGAAGAACAGUAUCGUCAGAAUGCACUACUAGAACUGGCCAGGUCCCUGAUGCAGUCAAUGUCCCUGAUGGACAUUGACUCCGGAGCAUUUGACAUAUCAGAUUGGGACGAGCGUCUUCCUCCCCCAGCUGCCAAAACAGCUGUUCAGACGCUACCGGCCGUUAUCAUCUCCCCAGAGCAAGCCGACAAAGGACUGAAGUGCCCUGUGUGCCUGCUGGAGUUUGAGGAGCAGGAAACCGUGCGUGAGAUGCCCUGCAAACACCUAUUCCACUCAGGCUGCAUACUGCCUUGGUUAGGCAAGACAAACUCGUGUCCACUCUGCCGCCUCGAGCUACCAACUGACAACCCAGAAUACGAAGAGUUCAAGAAGGACAAGGAAAGGAGGAAACAGCGAGAGCACAGACUGGAGGAUCUACACGGAGCCAUGUACACAUGAGGACAUGCACCAGAAUGAGUCUGUCACAUAUCUAUCACAGGGCCACAUAUAGGCCGAAAAUAGAUGAAGAAUGUGUGCUGUGUGAGGUUUUUAUGUCUGUAAAUAUGUGCUUUAUAUGCAGUCCAUUGGAAAAGCAUCUCUUUUGUCAUAGCAUUUUAAAUUAUGUAUGGUCACUAUCAUAGUGAAGUAAGCUCUCAGCUGAUAUGAACUUGAUUGUCUUUGCCUUAAAUUGGCAUGUUACCCCUUCCCCUCAUGAUGCAAUAUAAUGACCAAAAACUAUUAUGAAAAUGCUGUAGGUGAACCCUUGACUUCUUGCCCCAUCCCUUACCUAAGACAGUAAGUAGCUGUGGCAUUGAUGGCUGCUUUGGUAUAUAAAUCCUUUCUUGAGGUGGGUGAAGGAAAGUCAAAUCCGUUUAUCAAAUGAGACCAAAGCACAGUUAUUUUGAGUACUGUAAAAACGCAUACCAGGAGUUUUAUCAAAGCUUAAGACAUUUAGCAAAAAUUGAGUUUUCCAUUUCUUCAAACAUUAAAAAGAACGGUACGCAAUGA